Messenger RNA from Vombatus ursinus (common wombat), 1088 nucleotides. RefSeq names its product stathmin 3 (gene STMN3). Gene Ontology annotation, biological process: microtubule depolymerization; neuron projection development; regulation of microtubule polymerization or depolymerization. The transcript is spliced from 5 exons. Lineage: Eukaryota; Metazoa; Chordata; Mammalia; Diprotodontia; Vombatidae. Gene Ontology annotation, molecular function: tubulin binding. Gene Ontology annotation, cellular component: cytoplasm; neuron projection. The record is from RefSeq and is a predicted model, not a curated record. The coding region runs from base 165 to 707 and encodes 180 amino acids.
CCCCCUAGAGCUGAGUCGCUGGCUCUCUCUUUGCUCUUUUCCACAGCAUUGCAGCAGUCGAGCCUACAGCAAGCAGCUUCCCAUCUCUGCAGCCACCUGCGUCUUGGGCCUCCGCAGCUUUUCCUUCAGCCCCAUAACCUCGCAGAGCCUGAACGCCCAGCACCAUGGCUAGCACCGUAUCCGCAUACAAAGAGAAAAUGAAGGAGCUAUCUGUGCUUUCACUGAUCUGCUCUUGCUUCUAUACCCAGCCACACCCAAACACCAUUUACCAAUAUGGAGACAUGGAAGUGAAGCAACUGGACAAGAGAGCAUCUGGCCAGAGCUUUGAGGUGAUCUUGAAGUCACCUUCAGAUCUGUCCCCAGAGAGUCCUAUACUUUCUUCCCCACCCAAGAAGAAGGACAUUUCUCUGGAGGAACUGCAGAAGAGGCUGGAGGCUGCCGAGGAGAGAAGGAAGACUCAGGAGGCACAGGUCCUGAAGCAGCUGGCGGAGAAGCGGGAGCAUGAGCGAGAGGUUCUACAUAAGGCCCUGGAGGAGAACAACAAUUUCAGCCGUCUGGCUGAAGAGAAGCUCAACUACAAGAUGGAACUCAGUAAGGAGAUUCGUGAGGCUCACCUGGCUGCCUUGAGGGAGAGACUUCGGGAGAAGGAACUUCAUGCAGCUGAAGUCCGCAGGAACAAGGAGCAGCGGGAGGAGAUCUCUGGUUAAUGGGCUUUUCUAUAUGCUUAGCACCUGGUUCCUGAUAUAAAACAAACAAACAAACAAAAAAAAACCACCCACAUUUUUAUUUUGUUUGUCUAGAUGCAACUUUGUCUUCACUACCCUCCCCCUUCUCCUCUGCCUACUCCUAUGCUAACCUCCCUAGUUUAUGCUUUUCUCUUAGGAUCCUUAUCUGUCCAGUCCUUGUGGAGGGCCUUGCUGGCCUUGGAGAACUCUAAACAGAGUAGCCACUAGUUCAUAUGAAUAUAGAGUCAAUCACAUUAAUCACCUGACAAGUCAAUCCACUUGGUUCCUUCCUGGAAUCUUUCAUAAACUUAUGUAAAAGAUGGAGACAUUAAUAAAUUCAACCAACAGUGGCAUGGAAAUGUA